AAUUUUACUUUACUUUCUACUAUAAAUUAAGUUCUUGAACUGUAUAGAAGUGUUUUUGCAAAAUGUGUCAAAUUAUAUUCAAAAUUUGUGUAUUUAUUAGUCUGAUGUCAAUGGCGCUAGCCUCCCACAAACCACAAGUGUCGACCACUAUAUUGGAUGGAUUUCCCAAUGAUUUAAAUAUUCAACCAUUUGUAAGUGUGGGCUAUAAAUUGUAUCAUUUUGGUCAAAGCAAGGUUACUUGGUAUAAAGCCUUCUUAAUUUGUCGUUCUUUGGGCGGUUUCUUAGCCUCUUUUGAUUCUCAACAAGAAUUGGCCGCCUUAUCAGAUUAUUUAAUUGGCAAAUAUCCUUUGGAUCGUUGGUGGUGGUUAUCGGGCUCUGAUCUAGAUUCUGAGGGUGAUUUCUAUUGGUAUCGUACGGGUGAACGUAUAAGUUAUGCUGACUGGUCUACAGGUCAACCGGAUAAUGCCGGUGGUCAUGAAAAUUGUGUUCAUCUUUGGUAUCAAAAUCCCAAAUAUCAAAUGAAUGAUUGGAUGUGUAAUCAACAGGCGUAUUAUGUUUGUGAAGCUGAUAAGCCGAAAACGAUAGCAAUAAGUGUGUUUUAAGUGCGUAUAUAUGAGAAGAAAUACGAAUUUGAAAUAGCAUACUUUUAGCAUAUAAACAAAAUUAUUUAUUAAAACAUUUUGAGAUUAUUAUUUAA
Molecule: messenger RNA, 697 nt
Organism: Lucilia cuprina (Australian sheep blowfly)
Lineage: Eukaryota; Metazoa; Arthropoda; Insecta; Diptera; Calliphoridae
Product: C-type lectin 37Db-like
Exons: 3
Coding region: 63-602 (179 amino acids)
Biological process (GO): biological process involved in interspecies interaction between organisms
Cellular component (GO): external side of plasma membrane
Molecular function (GO): carbohydrate binding
Source: RefSeq, a predicted model, not a curated record